Molecule: messenger RNA, 2726 nt
Organism: Frieseomelitta varia
Lineage: Eukaryota; Metazoa; Arthropoda; Insecta; Hymenoptera; Apidae
Exons: 5
Coding region: 275-2593 (772 amino acids)
Molecular function (GO): protein binding
Source: RefSeq, a predicted model, not a curated record
GUGAAGGCGCAACGAGAGGCACGUUCAGUUGCCCGGACCCGCUCGGUCGGUCUAAACAGACGUUACUCGAUCAUAUUCACCGCGAUCCGACAGUGGCUCCGUCAGAUCUUCAAUCGUAUAUCGUAAAAUUUCUCCCUUAAUUGUGCAUUCUUCGAGGGAACGCAAGCACAUACCAUCGAGAGGAUACAUUCUUACAAGUUACGAACAAAACUGACGAUGAUUCAGCGGGACCACUGUUGAACGCAGCGAUUUCUUACGAGGACAGGUAUCAGAAAUGCGUUGGUUUCGUGGCCACGCCGAGGCGCCAAGACUUCUAAGCUUAAGUCCUCUUCAAGUUGACGAAGACCUUGACGGAGCGUCUUACCACUUUCAUGCCGCGUCUCAGUACAGAGAUUUGUCUCCGGUGCGAUGGGCUCGCCGGAAGUCGUCGAGCUCCGAGUCGGAGCGCAACUGCUACAACGUGCAGACGUCGCAAGUGACCACCGAGCGGAGUCCCACGAAGAAGAACAAGAAACGAAUCCAAAAGGAGAGGCGAGUCUGCGAGAAACGGAACCCGCUUCUGGAUCGCGUGAAAAACACGCGGCUCAGCUUCUUCAAGGACCGCGACUCGGACGACGAGGGCAAGGAAGAUGACGAGGAUCCGGAGAAGCCGCAGUUCCGCUCCAUGUGCGAGUUGAACCAACGUGGCCUGAUGAGAAACGAAUUUCGCAGGUCCGUCUGCGAGUCGGACUUGAAGGAGAUCAUCGAGGAAGAGAAGAUUCAAGCGAAGAGGAAACGACGUUCGAAGUCGCAGAGCAGGCUGCCUCGUCGAAGACUGCCUCAGCAAGAGGAACGUUUCUCUUUCCUAGGAUUCCGACCGUCCGCUGGCAUCCAAACAGCGGCUGACUCGCCCAAGAACGUGAUCGAGGAGACCAUUGAUCAACAGAAUCGCAAGUGGCGAAAGGGCAGGGAGUUGAUUCAGGGCCAUCAAACGCCUAGACGAUCGAUGGAUCACGUUCUGGAAGGUAGAGCCAGCACCGAGGAGCCAGCUUUCAAAGACGGUUCCCAGUUCGACAGCAUAACACCAUCCAGCUGUUUGGCCGCGAAGUUCCGAGCGAUGCAGGACAGAUACUUGAAGAGCUCCACCAGCAAGAUAAUAGCGAAGAUCUACAAGAAGGAGGGCAAGGACAGGGAGAGACGGAGACUGAGAAGUUUCUCGUACGGUGCUCUGCCGGGCCUCGAGGAGCUCCGAACGAAUCCCCUUUACGAGGAGCAAGACCAGGACGACAACGACUCUGGCAUCCUGGACAACGACUCCGCGACCAGCUCUUUGCUCGACGACAGGUGCAGCAGCAGCGCUUCUGGCUUGUUGAAUGGCCCCAAUGACUCGUCCCUAAACUGUCCGCCCCAGUUACCACCGAGGAAACCUUCCUCGUCUGCUGCCGACGUGGAGAGAACUGCGAGAUUGUUCUCCAGCCUGGACAUCUACUGUAGCAGAAACGAGGGCAGAGGGUGCAGGAGGAACGCGUUCAGAUUGAACGCCCUCGACGAUUCUUCGACUCGUAUCUGUCAAGCGGCGAACAACGAGCUGAUAGAUCGACGGGAUCGCGGUGGUUCCAAGUCUGGCGAGGAGAAGGAAGCUGUUAUCGAGAGGUUGGACGACAAAGGUUCGCUGGCAUCGCAGAGCCAUGGUGGUAGGCUUCCAGUAAUUAGGAGCAGACCAUACACCACGGAGACUAUGGUGGUGAAACUUCCCAGGCAGAGUUCCGACCAGUGUCUGGGCAUUUUCAUCGCGAAAACGGCAGAAUCCAGCCCUGGUUAUUUGGUGGCUCACGUGGUGCCCAAUGGUCUGGCCGAUAAGGAAGGAACCUUGAGGAUAGGCGACGAGAUUCUGAUAGUUAACGGCAAGAGACUGCGAGGGCUGAGCAUGGCCGAGGCUAGGAAGAUCCUUGGAAGUGGGAACGCGCCUGGCGACGUGGACAUCGUCGUCUCGAGAUACACCGCCGUGGACCAAUCCUCGCCGAAGAAGCUGACGGAGAGCAGCGUGGACUACGAGAACGUUCACGUGGAGAAUGGCCACGGUGUUGUAAUGGAGAAUUCGCCCGGCACCCACUUCAGGAAGCAUCAGACGAAGCUUCAUCAGAGAGACAGGAGGAACGAGUGCAACAGGUCCACUUCCUCGGACAAGGCGAUCGCGAGCGUGAAUAAUAGCGGGUCGCAGAGCGUUUCGAACUUCUGCACGCUGCCAAGGAGGCCCAGGAACACCGUCUCGACGUUUCUGACGGUGGUGUUUCAGAAAGGUCCUGGGAAGAAGUCGCUGGGAUUCACCAUCGUCGGCGGAAGCGACAGUCCCAAGGGAAGCAUCGGUAUCUUUAUAAAAUCGGUAUUGCCGGGAGGGCAAGCCGCGGAAGAUGGCCGUUUGCACGCAGGUGACGAGAUAUUGGCAGUGAAUGGCCACGUCUGUCACGACUUGACCCACAGAAAAGCCGUUCAGCUAUUUCGCAACAUCAAAACUGGACCGGUUGCCUUGCAUCUUUGCAGACGCGUUAAAAACAAGGAACUACAGGCAACGAAGGCUAAGUCGUGCGCAGACCUUUUGCUCGGCGACGCGUGAAGAGAAGCUGUACGAGAUGAGAUUGUAAAAACGAGAACGAGACACAUCCGCGACCAUUGUAAAAAUGAACUCGGUAUCUGUACAUAUUUGUAAAUUUGUAAACUAUCAUGGAAAUAAAGUUGUUAUUUAAUAA